GAUUAUGGAAUCAAAAAAAACAAAAACAGAAAUCACAAAGCAAAUGAAGAAUUACAAAUUAGAACAGAACAACAAAUGCAAGAUGAAGAAACUGGAGCAGAAGAAAAGGGAACCCACAUGAGCUGCAUUGAAACAACCAUAGCUCCCAACAGAAAUCACAAGCCUGAUGAAGAUAAAUUCCAAAAUUGUAACGUACCAAUUGGGGUUAAUGUUUUUGGAGUGGCUCAAACUAUUACAGCAGCUGUUAGGUCUAAUGGGAUUAAAGGGCCUGUUCAAAUUACAGCUUUUGGUGAUGUUUUGCAACUUUCAAGGGCUAAUCAGGAAGCACUUUCUUCCACUGGGAUCAACUUGGCUCACAUUCCUAAUGGCGGAAAGAACAGUGCUGACAGGUCUCUUCUCGUUGAUCUUAUGUGUUGGGUUUCCCAAAAUCCACCACCUGCCCAUCUUUUUCUGAUUUCUGGUGAUAGGGAUUUUGCAAAUGUUCUACACCGGUUGAGGAUGAACAACUACAACAUAUUGCUUGCAACUAAAAACACUGCCCCUAGUGUUCUCUGUAGUGCUGCAAGCAUCAUGUGGCAUUGGAAUUCUUUGGUCAAAGGGGAAAUCCUAUCUGGAAAGCAUUUUAACCAACCCCCUGAUGGUCCCUAUGCCUCUUGGUAUGGCCAUUAUAAGGGGCCUCUGGAAGACCCCUUUGCAGUUGUUGAGCGACCAACAUGUUCGAAGGUAGAGGACACACCUGAGGCUAGUUCAGAGUUUGCAGUUCGUCCAAUUCCUAAAGCAGUUGUGAAGCAGCUAUGUCACAUUUUGAAUUCAUGUCCUAAAGGAAUGCCAAUUACUGACCUGCGAAGGGAGUUGGCGAAAAGUAAUGUGUCUGUUGAUAAUGACUUUUAUGGGUAUAAAAAGUUCUCCCGCUUUCUUUUAUCUAUGCCACAGAUAUUGAAGCUCAAGAACGACAGUAGUGGUCGGUUUGUUGUACACUGUGUUGCUGCAAAAGCUCCUGAACCAUUUGAGUCUAGUCCAUGCAACUCUCCAGCUAGUGCUAUUAACAAUGGAAGUCAACACAUUACCGGGUCUUCAAAGUCAAAUGGUGAGGACAUUUCUGUUUCUGGAUCUGUGGAUGGGAAUUUAUCAUUGCCUUCAUCUCCUAAACUGAAUUUAAUGGCGUCUCCAACAAGAGUGCAACAACCCUCUCCUCCUACUGAGAAGUCUGUCAAAUCGCAUAUACAACAACCUCCAAAACAAAUGGAACAUAUGGAACAGCUCCAGCCUCCAAAACAAAUGGAACAGCCCCCUGAAGUUGCUGAGAAGGCAGAAAUGGUUAAUGCAAAGGAUGAUGAUUCAGAGUUGAAAAGCAAGAAUGUUCUUGUGGAAUCUUCUGGAGAUAAGUUGGUGAAGAAAAAUGAGAACACUUUGGAAGAAUGCGAUCCUCAAAAGAAAGUUGAGAAAAAAGCAUUGAAUCUCCUACUCAGGGUGAUGAUCCAGUGCAUCCCACUGUGGAACCAACUUUGGAGAAUAAAAUCGCUGUAA
Messenger RNA from Dovyalis caffra, 1527 nucleotides. NCBI's taxonomy places the organism in Eukaryota, Viridiplantae, Streptophyta, Magnoliopsida, Malpighiales, Salicaceae. The record is from the annotation of a GenBank genome assembly.